This is a messenger RNA of Dendronephthya gigantea, 5574 nucleotides long. Its product is annotated as protein NPAT-like. The record is from RefSeq and is a predicted model, not a curated record. The transcript has 14 exons. Lineage: Eukaryota; Metazoa; Cnidaria; Anthozoa; Malacalcyonacea; Nephtheidae. The coding region runs from base 2661 to 5024 and encodes 787 amino acids. Gene Ontology annotation, molecular function: protein binding.
GAGCUUCCUGUACUUGACUGGAGCAAUAUUUCGAGACAUCAUCGUAUAUGUUUCGAAUUAUUUUGUGAUUUAUGUCGAUCUUCUAAGAUAUAAAGAAAGUAUAGUGAAGACUCCCAGUGACUAUUCGAAUGGUCAAAGAAUAUUCUCGUUCAUUCUAGAUUCAAUCAAUCGUAAUAAUUGCAACAGUUUAAACUCCGCGCAUUCUCAAAUUUCGUACAACUAUCAAAAUAACGUCACUACAGGGGUCAAAGUGUCACGAGAAAAUCAUAAGACGAUGAAUACACAAAAGACGGUGCGAAUGUUUACAAACUUGAGUCAGCAUUCAUUUACACAAGCAAUAUACCUCGUCGCUUUGACGUCAAUGAUCUUGACUUGAAUACACGAAAUAAUCCCAAAGUCAUAAUACAGGAACAAACUACCGUUAGAAGGGUGGAGCCUUUUUUGGUCAGUUGCAUUGUUUUGCAAGGAAGUAUCCGUGUGCGCUGCGGCAACACAAUAUUUGUUACUAAAAAUAUAAACAAUUUCUGUACUUGUCACUGUUUGGUUGGCAAAGCACUGCUAUGUUGAGAUGCUUCUCCAGUAUUACCUCAAUAUAAACCAAUAUUAAAUUCUUCUUGUCUUUACUUGAUCAAAAAAAAACCUGCAGAAGAUACUAGAAACACUUCCCGCUUACUAUCAAUAGAAUUUACAUUAUUUUACGAUCUUUAAUAAACUACAGGUUGAACUACAUGUGACAUUCUGGUGGUCAACUAGCGAAAUGGAACAUGCAUGAUAUCACUUUUCUUGGUAACUGGCUUUAUGUGUAUAAAAUCUAGUCAAAUUGAGGGUUUCAAAAGCCUGCAUCUUGCACGGCUGCAUGGCUUACUAGCAACUAUCGUAUAUACGGGCAUAAUCGUCGUCGUCAAAUCUUUGGUUAAGAGGAAGAAUCGUGUAUCCAUUGAUUGGUGUCAUUUUGAAAAGAAUUUCAGUUUUUUCAUAAUCAGCCGUUGAGCAAACGCAGCUGGUUCAUCUAUAAUUGUGGUUAACAUUUUCAAAAAUUGCUAACUUUAUCGUCAAUCAAGCUCUUUAACACUAAAUGACACACUUCAAAUCUCUCCAUCAAACUCAUUUCGCAAUCCUGAAUAACUCUCAGCUGCUGCUCGAUUCCCUGAUAUGCAUCUUCAGGCGUUGCACUCUCAUUUGAAUAAUUCCCUGGCUAUGACAUAUGUUUAUGGAUUAGUCGGAUUUCAGAGCUUCUUUAUAUUUGCACUUCUAAAAGCUUCGAUAAGAACGAGUUGCUUCAAAUAUUAUCAUUAAAGUUAUGAUAUGAAACAGCGAUGAAUCGUAAAACAUACCUUUCCUUCUAACGACUCUUUCCUAAAAGGACAUUCAGUGAGAUAUCUUAAUCAGUUCGUCAUAAAGAUUCCAUAACGGUUUCUCUACACCAGGGAGAGUUUGAUUUGAAAUGUUUUACCUUAAAUCUUCCCAUUGAUUGGUCUUGCCAUCACUCUCUCGAUGAUAAGAAAAAAACGCAGUCAGUUUUUCACAACUCAUAACAUCAUUCUUGGGCCAUUUUAGUUGGUUUCAUCCUAACAUAGAGGAAUUUAGUUUACUGUUACUGCCAAUUAAAUGGCCUGUGAAUGUAUUGGGAUGCUACUGAAUAACUGAAAUCACCCUCCUACACUAGGUUCUUUACCUUCGAGCCGUGCACCGCCAUCGCAUUUCAUCAUGAACAAUUUCUGCUAUAGAAGAAAAUUUAAAUUUUAGAGUUAAAAAAAUGAAUCCAACACUCGACAGCCGCAAAAAAGUUGGUUUAGAUUAUAGUCAAAAUGCUUGUGAAAUUUCGAACUGUCUGAAUUUGGAGAAUAUAACCCCACGAGCGGUCUACUGAUUGUGUUUAUAUUUGUAUUACGCGCAGAAAAAUAGCUACUUUCGGCAAAAAUAAUCGUUAUCCGUUUCACCGCGGGCAUAAGAUAAAUAUAGACUGAAAGUUUACGAACUUUGCAGCGGGAUAUUUUGAAAACAUUUUUGCAAAUGGUCUUUUUGGAUUUUGUUCACCUGCGAUAUGCAUGUGAAGAUAGAAGAUCUCGCUUUUUGGAGAAGAAUCCCUGUAUCUGAACAUCGAAUUUUCAGUGUACAUAUUCAUUUUUAAUCUUGUCGUUUAAUUUGAUGAUUAUUCAUAAAAUAAAACUUCCCCUCUUUCCAAGUCAUAUUUAGAUCAUAUUUGAUGAUAAUGAACGUUUUUUUAAUUACAGAUUCAUUUAAACUCGUAACCGGAAAUUAAGGAAACAGCAAAUGUAAAUAGGAACUUGGAACAGACCUUUUGGCUCAAAAUAUAAAACGUAGAAUAAGUAAUACUGUAAUACAACAAUUUUUAUAGGCCGAAAUUGAUAAUGCAAUGUCUGCUUUGCUCGAAAUCAACAAACUUUCUCUUUUAAGUUAUUAUUGCGUUGGGUUUUUUCCUCAAUGUAUAUAUAUAAUUAUAUAUAUAUUUCAUGGUAUUUGUAUGUCCAGUUUAUUUUGAGUUCAGCAAGAUUUUUCGCGCGCUGUGGCGGGAAAAUUUGCACAUGCGUGGUUUCAAAACGCUCGAAUUCGAAAAUUCAAAACAAACAUGGCCGACUAUUACUAAUUCAUGAAAUUUAUCAUAUAAACUCAAUUAUUUUUGUAUUUUGAGGGAUAAUAUGCCUUCUCUCGAUGUAGCCAGGCUUGUGUUUGGUUAUCUCUCUGACCAAGGGUUAGAAGAAACUAAAACUGCAUUCUCCAGAGAAUAUCCAGAUUUGACAGUAAAUGAUUGGGACUGGGGACAAGAGUUGAAUUUGUCCUUGAUUAUCAAAGAAUAUUCUCUGUUAAAAGAAAGAGAGGAAAAGGGGAAAUGUACAGAUCCAGAAAGUAUGCUUUUGUUGCUGUGGAGACAAUUUGAUGUUCUUGUUGGGCAAAUAAAGCACAUCACUAUCCAUGGUUCAGAAAAAUGGAAGAAUAAAGCAAAAAAAGGAUUCCGAAGUCAAAAAGCACGAAACAGAGUCUUUAACAAACAAAACAGAGACACAUUCCAGCAGAACAGCAAAUCACAAGCUGCUGCACUCCACGAGAGUCCGGUUCCCUUGCAAGCAAACAUUCCUACAAUAACCGGACACCUCACAACAACUUCACCUCAACAAUACGUUGAUAAUCCAUACGUUCUUCUAACGUCUUACCCUCAAGUUUAUCAUGCACCAACUAACGUGACACCGGUCAAUUGUAUGCAAAAUCAACUUCCCAAUGUAAAAGAUGCGUUUCUUCCACAGUGGAAAACACCAACAAAGACGGUGGUACAAACUGGUUGUACAGACGUCACUCGAAGUAAUGUUAUCUCAGAGAGUAUUCAAGAAAUAAACUCGAGUGAAAAUGUUCAGCCUGGUUUUGAACAGAUUUUGCCUUGUGAUUCUUUUAAGUCACCAAAACGGAAAAGUGUUCCUCCAAAAAAGAGAACUGUUGAAGGUGUUUGUUCAUUACCUCCAGCACACGUUUCAUUAAAAACAAAUACAGUCACAUCAACAGAAACCAUUGCACAAGAUGACAGUCAACGUGAUGAUAUACAGAGUUUUGUUGACAAAAUUCUCGGGCAACCAGAGUUAUCCCAAAAAUUAGCAGAAAAUAUAAACCGCGCAGUGGGAAUCGAUGCUUCAGCUGAACCACAACCCAUUUCAAACGCAGAAAUCCUGGCAAACGCUCAAACGCAAAGUGCAGUCGUUGACAGAAAUAAGGUGGACGAUAUUAUGGAAAUGAUGAAGUUGGAUCCUGUGUUUGAGGACUUGUUCUCAAGUUUCGAAAAUUUCGAAAGCAGUUGUGAGGAGUCCCACGUUGUAGAAACCAAAGAUCAAGGAUCAAAAGAUACUCAAGAUUCAACCUCUUCAAACAAUACUAAAGACAAUGAAGCACUCGAUGGUCUAUUGUUGCUGGCUUGUUCUCCUAUGGUUCAUUUAGGUCAGUCUCCAGAUUCAUUGGAGACGCCGCCAAAGGUUAAUGCUUCUGCUUCGUUGAGUAGUCCUGUUCUGGCUUCUACAAGAUCUGUUCCAGUCGUAUUAAGCCCCGGGAAUACAAGUCCUUCAAAACGACACUCACAGCCAAUUGUGUCGCAUAUCAGGAGAUUAAACUUUAAGACAGUCGACAAUGAUCACACUGCUGGGAUUAUUGUAUCUGCAAGUAUGUCUGAAUCGAAUAAAAAAGUAAAUAAAAUGGAAAAUGAAGUUACCGAAGAGGUGAUUUCUAAAGAAGGCCGGAUUGUUGAAGUAAAGAAUAUGAGUGAGGAAGUUUGUGUUGAGCAGAUGGAAACAACAAUGGGGGAUAACUCAAGAAUCGAUUUGGAAAAGAAAAAAGAAAACUCAGAGGUAUGCAACGUUGAAAAUGGACAAGUAAAAAGAAAUAGGAAUAACCCUGUUGUUUUUCAGUGUGAAAAGGAGAAAUCUGAGACUAGCUCUGAGGCAACUGAAUGUGUAAACAGUGAUAAUAUGGGUUCUGAAGACGUAGCUUUCUGUAGUGAAAGAGGCGAUAAAACAAACACUGAAAACUGUCCUGAAGAAACAAGAAGUUUCAGAGACUCUCCACUUAAGUUACAAGUACUAGAAGAAGCAGCUACAAACGAACUGCUUGAGUGUCAAAGUAAAACUGUUCAACCUGCGGAAAGCACAAAAAAAACACCAGUGAAAAGUUCCCCUCCUGAACCAGUAGGCCAGAAAUCGUCGGUGAUUGAUGUCGAUGCAGAUAGAUCACUUGAUGUAUUGCCGUGUCGAGCAUUCAAGACGGACGUUUCCGAGACGCUCACGUCAUUAAUCAAAGCUGAGGUUUCCUGCGUUGCCGAGUGUGUGAAAAUAAAGACAGCGGAGAAUAUCAAGAGCUCUGGGAACGAUUUGACUUUAUCUACCGAUUCUGAAAAGAAUGGUAAACGAAAACUCAAGAAAAAGAAGAAGUCAUCGCGAACGUCAAAGAAAGCAAAAGUAAUUCCGGAAGAUCUUGAUGUAGAUAAAUUUCUGUCACAAUUGCAUUAUGUUCAAGCUGGGAAAACAUGACUUGAAUUGUGUGAAUUGGAGCUUACAGGCGAAAUGAAAGAUUUGAUAGUAGAGAUGCACACGUUAGAAUAAGUAAAGUAAAAUUGAUGUUGUAUUUGAGAGAAAUUGAAAUAUAUCCAGGACAUAUGAGCAUAAAUAUAAGGCCAAGUAGACCAAACUCAUUCCCAGGGUCUUGAAGACCUUUUUCAUAACACGCCGCCUGAUGGUGAAAGAAAUUUGAUUGGUUCCGCUAAACUAACGAGCCAAUCAUCAACCACAUUCAACCUUUUCGCGUUUGACGUCAUUAUGAGAGAGGUCUUGACUGGUGGCGUGCUGGUGGUGAAGAGUUUUUCUGGUAAAUUUGGGGAAAUCUGUGCACUGGUAUUGAAAGAUUUACAGUAUCUCCGGAUGAAAACCUUCAGACCAAUGGUCGGUGAGAGUGAAAAGGCGAAUCGGGAGUAGUUACCAAAGAUACAAGACGGAAGUCGGGAACCAUUCAUAAAACUACAGACGAACAUUUUGAGGAAUCUGUAACUCUUAUAGGGUAUUUUUGAACCUCCCUCACCAUGCU